AUGACAAUCUUUCUAGCAUCUCUCUUCCUCCCGAAGACGGUGUACUUCAAGCUACCAGAUGCGCCGCAGAAGGGAGGCAAGAGGGGAAACGGAAACCGACCCUCUCGACAACCUCCGCCGAAAGCAGACAAACUCAAAGUAAAGACGAAUGCGAGACCACCGCUCGACACCCGGCCAAGUCUCUUCGCGCCUCACCCAGCUAAUACCCCGCCGCGAACGCCCACGGAUGAUGAGGCGGAGAUUCCCCUACAAGAUGGGCUCUUCGUGAACGAGGAUGGCGUACGUUUACAUGUGUCGGAUGAUGAGGGCAGCACUUGUGGCCCAACGGAUAAGGAGUCGCCUCUAUGGGGUUCCCGUGUCAACCAACCCAAGUCUCGGGCAAGCUCUCCUCCACCUCCAUCUCUGCUCGACCACUCCCGGACUCUGCAAAAGGCAAAGGAACUGGGCCGCCAGGGUGUAGUACAGCCUCGCCAGCAAAGAAGCGACAGCCAUGACAGGGUUUUUGCCAACGCCAACUGGCGCAUUGUGACCUCAGAUCAAGGCAACGGCGGUCUACGGAAUGCUGCCGACGCUGCUGCCCGCGAUGGAUUCGACGAAGAGUACACAUGGGUGGGCACUUUGGGAAUGCCAACUGACGCCCUGGAGGGUACGCAACAGAAAGAAGACAUCCAUGAUCGCCUCUCAACCGAGUAUAACAUGUUGACUGUCUUUUGUUCCGAUAAGGACUUUGACGGACACUAUUCCCACUUCUGCAAGCAGAUCCUGUGGCCCGUCUUCCACUAUCAAAUCCCCGACAACCCCAAGAGCAAAGCCUAUGAGGACCAUUCCUGGCAAUUCUAUGUCAACCUUAACCAGGCCUUUGCCGACAAGAUAAUCAAGAACUGGAAGAGGGGCGACACAAUCUGGGUCCAUGACUACCACCUCCUUCUCGUUCCCGGCAUGGUGCGCCAGAAGCUGCCUGACGCCAAGAUCGGUCUAUUCCUGCACGUGGCAUUCCCGUCGUCUGAAGUUUUCAGGUGUCUGGCUGUACGGAAAGAGCUCCUCGAGGGCAUGUUGGGCGCCAACCUAGUCGGCUUCCAGAUCCCCGAGUAUACUCGCCAUUUCCUCCAGACUUGCAGCAGACUCCUGAAGAACGUUGAGGCGACGCCUCAGGGCGUCCAGCUUGACGACCGCUUCGUCAAUGUUAUGAGCAAUCCCAUUGGUAUUGACCCGGUCAGCCUCAAUCUCCAUCGACAGGAGCAUGAAGUCAAACGAUGGAUCGACGUCAUGAAAGACCGCUACAAGGACAAGAAGCUUAUAGUUGCUCGCGACAAGUUGGAUCACGUUCGAGGUGUGCGCCAGAAGCUCUUGGCUUACGAGCUGUUUCUUAAUAAGAACCCGCAGUGGCGAGAUAAGGUCGUUCUCAUUCAGGUGGCGCUUUCCACCAGUGAGAAGACCGAUCUCGAUGCAGCUGUCGGCGAUAUCGUAACCAGAGUCAAUUCGUCCUGGGCGAAUCUCGCAUACCAGCCUGUGGUCUAUCUGAAGCAAGACAUUCCAUAUUCGCAGUACCUAGCUCUAUUGACGAUCGCUGACGCGCUGAUGAUCACCAGUCAGCGCGAGGGCAUGAACCUCACUUCUCACGAAUUCCUUCUUUGCCAGGACGGCAAGAUGGAUGAUAAGCGUCAUGGAUCGCUCAUCUUAUCUGAGUUUACUGGUACGUCAUCUCUCUUCGGAGGCAACGAGCUUUCAGUAAAUCCCUGGAGCUACCGACAAUGCUCGGAGGCCAUUGGAAAAGCCCUCGAAAUGUCCGACGAGGAAAAGGAUACGCGGUGGAGGAAACUGUACCAAGCGGUUGAGAACCACACCGGAGGCCACUGGUUCACCGAGUACUUGACGCUCCUGGAUCGUUUCUACGACGAACAGCACCACCACGCACAGACCUCGGUUCCUCGCCUCAAUCUGCAGAAACUAGAUCUGGCCUAUGGCAGAAGUCAACGCCGGCUCUUCUUCUUGGACCUUGAGGGUACACUGAUCCCCAAUAACCCGAUGAGCUCGAUGAUUCCGAUGAAUCCUCAGCGAACACUUUCGGUAUUGAAUGACCUUGUUGAAGACCCCCGCAACAUGAUUUACGUCAUGUCUGCUCGGCGACCUCAAGAACUGGACCGUUUGUUCCGCCUGGUUCCUAACCUUGGCUUAGUUGCUGAGAGCGGGUGUUUCGUCAAGAAUGCCGGUACCGCACAAUGGACAGAGAUGGCCGACCGUGCUAAUAUAGCCACUUGGAAAGAAUCUGUCAAGUCCAUCCUGCAGUACUACCUCGAACGGACUCCGGGCGCCGAGAUCGAGGAACGACACUGCUCACUGGUCUUCCACUACAAGGAUGCCGAGGACUUUGCCAUGGCCGAGCGUCAAGCAAGCGACUGGACUGGCCAUAUCAACGAGUCUUGUGAAGAGCAGCGAGUCCAUGCUACCCAGCUUGAGAAUUCAGUGGUCGUGGAAUCAAUCGACUGGACCAAGCACACUGCAGCCCAGGCGAUCUAUAAGGAGCACAGCGUAAAUGCGCCAUACGCCGACAAGGCUGCUCCUUUAGAUUUCCUGAUGGUAAUCGGAGAUGGUCGUGAAGACGAGAAGGUCUUUAGAUGGGCCAACGAACUUGGGCAGAAGAAGGCCGUGCAACAAGUUAUAACAGUCAGCUUGGGCAAUCGCAACACAGAGGCUAACGCUACACUGACCCAAGGUGUUAGUGGUGUUCUCGUCACUCUUCAGAAGCUCGCUAGUCACGCAUAG
Molecule: messenger RNA, 2763 nt
Organism: Neoarthrinium moseri
Lineage: Eukaryota; Fungi; Ascomycota; Sordariomycetes; Amphisphaeriales; Apiosporaceae
Exons: 4
Coding region: 1-2763 (920 amino acids)
Biological process (GO): trehalose biosynthetic process
Cellular component (GO): alpha,alpha-trehalose-phosphate synthase complex (UDP-forming); cytosol
Molecular function (GO): catalytic activity
Source: RefSeq, a predicted model, not a curated record